Aegilops tauschii subsp. strangulata is the source of this 1524-nucleotide messenger RNA. The record is from RefSeq and is a predicted model, not a curated record. Lineage: Eukaryota; Viridiplantae; Streptophyta; Magnoliopsida; Poales; Poaceae.
AUGCCAAACGCCGAGUGGAGGGCGGAAGUUCCGCGACGGGAGGCUGUCACCGCCGACCGGCGGAACAGGGCCAUCGCCAAGAAGGCCCGUGACAACGCGGCACGCGCGACUGCGGCUGCCGCUUCGGCGGACCAAGCCGAGGCCGAGGCGACUCGCGCGAGGAUGAUGAAUCCACCCGGCAGCCACGCCCAGUACGCUCCCUGGGGCCAGCAAAGCGUCGGCUCUCCGUCGCCGCAGCCAUGGGGAUCGCCCUCGCCGGGCUACGCCGACGGGGACGCGCACGGUAGGUUCAACCCAAACUACCCUCCAUACAACUACUCGGCGCCCACCUACGCGUCCUCCCCGACGCUCCCUCUCCGCCAUUGCGCGCUGCCCUUCUCGCACCUCGGCGACACCGACGAGACCGAGGGCGACAUGGACGACAUCAUCGCGGCAGGUUCGGCCGCGGCCGCCGCGUCUCUCGGGUUCGUCACCCCGGACGAGACGAUGGAUCUCAGCGGCGGCAUGGACGGCGAGCUCGGCUACAAGAAGCGGGCGGCCAGGUCAGGCGAGCCGCGCAUCAAGUGGGCGUCCAAGGAGGAGGAAUGCCUCGCCGGAGCAUGGAAAGUCGUCUGCCUCGACCCGACCACCGGCACGAACCAGAGCAUAGAGACAUACUGGGAGCGCAUCAAGGCCGAGUUCGACGAGCGCAAGCUCGUCGACCCCUACUUCAAAGGCGUCUACAUGCAGCGUGGCUCCAAGGCGAUGGUGAACCAUUGGGGGCGUAUCCAGGGGCGUGCAACAAAUGGCAUGGGGUCGUCGAGGAGGUCGUGGCUCGCCCGGAGAGCGGCGCCAGCGUUGAGGAUCAGGUAUGCCACGCCGUUGCUGCGCAUGUUCGCCCUGUACCGGCAGAGCAACAGCGACGCCGAAUUCAAGUACCUCCACGUUUACAAGCGCAUUGACAAGUGCGAGAAGUGGGCGGAAGUCCGGCGCACCCUCGACAAGGCCAAGGAGACCUACAAGCCGGACACGCCGACUCCUGGCGCGUCAGAAGGGCGGCCGGACGGCAACAAAGGUGCCAAGAAGGGGAAACACGCCGACGCGGCCACCGCUCGAGUGCAGGAGUCCAUCGAGCACUGCCUCGCCAACGCGCAGGCCCGGGCCGUCCUUCGUGAAGAGAAGACCGAGGCGCGGUGGUCGGCGUUGAUGUCGAGCAGCGCCGUCAAGCUCGACCUACUCCAGACCAACGUCGCCGCGAAGAAGAGAAACACCGACCUGGCUUUCCUGCUGGGCGGGGCGGACAUGCUCCAGAGCACCGACGAGGCGGUCAAGGCGUGGUACUUGGUGGAGCGCGGCCUCAUCCUGAACCAGCUUCCCUCGACGACGACGCCGACGCCCACGCCGAUGCCGCCGCCAAGCCCGAGCGAUGAUGCCGCCAAGACUCCCCGCAUCACAGAAGCCACGCCGACGCCGCCAAGCACGGAGACCCCGCCAAGCCCGCGCACACCGACUCCGCCGACGCCAGAGGCCGCCCUCGCCGUCUGA